Messenger RNA from Musa acuminata AAA Group (dessert banana), 3849 nucleotides. Its product is annotated as 4-coumarate--CoA ligase-like 1. Gene Ontology annotation, molecular function: long-chain fatty acid-CoA ligase activity. Lineage: Eukaryota; Viridiplantae; Streptophyta; Magnoliopsida; Zingiberales; Musaceae. The coding region runs from base 1 to 1704 and encodes 567 amino acids. The record is from RefSeq and is a predicted model, not a curated record. The transcript is spliced from 7 exons. Gene Ontology annotation, biological process: fatty-acyl-CoA biosynthetic process.
AUGGGAGACAUAUGCAUCGAUGGGGAGGAGCAGUUCAUCUUUCGUAGCAAGUACUCGUCGGUCUCGAUACCGGAACAUGUGACACUGCCGGAGUUCGUUCUCGGCGACGCCGAGGCUUAUGCUGACAAAGUGGCGGUGGUGGAGGCGUCCACUGGAAAGUCGUACACGUACCGGGAAGUGGUACGUGAGACAAGUAGGUUUGCCAAGGCCUUGAGGUUACUGGGCCUGAGGAAGGGGAAUGUGGUGGUGGUGGCCCUCCCCAACAUCGCCCUGUAUCCGGUGGUCGCCCUCGGCGUUAUGGCUGCCGGCGGAGUGUUCUCAGGAGUGAACCCUCUGGCUAUGCCGGCUGAGAUAGCGAAACAAGUGGAGAACUCAGAAGCCAAGUUCAUCGUUGCCGACAAGCUCGCUCAUGACAAGGUGAAAGAUCUUGGGGUACCGGUAAUACUAACUGGAGGAGAUCAGGUGGUGGGUGCCGUAGCAUGGGAUGAUCUGCUUCAAGCGACGGACCGUGCAGGGACAAGCCACCAUGGAGAGAAGGUGAGCCCAGGAGACCUGUGCGCCCUCCCGUACUCCUCAGGCACUACAGGUUGCUCCAAGGGCGUCAUGCUGACCCACAGGAACCUGGUGGCCAACCUCUGCUCCACCCUCUUCUGUUGCGGGGAGGAGUUGGUAGGCCAGGUGACGACGCUGGGCCUCGUGCCGCUGUUCCACAUCUACGGGAUCACCGGCAUCUGCUGCGCCACCCUCAGGAGCAAGGGGAAGGUGGUGGCGAUGGAUCGCUUCGAGCUGCGGGCUUUCCUCCACGCGCUGAUUGCCCACGAAGUGGACUUCGCGCCGAUCGUCCCGGCCAUCAUGCUGGCGAUGGUCAAGAGCCCAAUCACGAACGAGUUCAAUCUCGACAAGCUAAAGCUCAAGUCGGUGAUGACGGCGGCCGCACCGCUUGCGCCGGAGUUGCGAGCUGCCUUUGAGGCGAAGUUCCCCGGCGUCCAAGUUCAGGAGGCAUACGGGCUGACAGAGCAUAGCUGCAUCACACUAACUCACGGUGAUCCAAGGAAAGGUCAUAGCAUUGCCAAGAAGAACUCUGUUGGCUUCAUUCUUCCCAACAUCGAGGUCAAGUUCGUCGACCCCAACACCGGUCGAUCCCUCCCCAAGAACACACCAGGGGAAGUCUGUGUCAGAAGCCAAUGUGUCAUGAAAGGCUACUUCAAGAACAAAGAAGAAACCGAGAGGACUUUGGAUCAAGAAGGGUGGCUUCAUACUGGUGACAUCGGGCACAUAGACGACGAUGGUGAUCUGUUCAUCGUAGAUCGCAUGAAGGAGCUGAUCAAGUACAAAGGAUUCCAGGUGGCUCCAGCUGAGCUAGAAGCCAUCCUCGUCUGCCAUCCUUCAGUCGAAGACGCAGCUGUUUUCUCGUUGCCAGAUGAAGAGGCAGGGGAGAUCCCAGCAGCCUGUGUCGUCAUGGGGAGAGACGCCAAGGAGAGUGAGGAUGAUAUCAUGGGCUAUGUUGCCUCAAGUGUGUCAACAUACAAGAGAGUAAGAAUGCUGCACUUUGUGGACUCCAUACCAAAGUCAGCCUCUGGGAAGAUAAUGAGAAGGGUUCUGAGGGACAACAUGGGCACAGGUACAAAGCCCAAUUUAUGUGACAUGAUUCGAGCACAAGUCCACAGGGGAGAAGCAUCACUGCAGACAAUUUUUAGAGUCUAAAUAUAUCAACUAUGAGAUUCUUGAAGGUUUUAAGUAGAUUAGUUGGCAAAAAUUUUGAUAUUUCUUCGUAAAAUAUUGGGUUUAAAUUUCGUCUUCCUCACUUUUUUUUUAAACCAAAAAAAAGAACAAGGUUCAGUGGAGUAGACAUUUGAACUCAAAAUUUGUGCAUCACAAAUAUAAAAAAAAAAGUUAAGUUGGUGAAAAACCAAAUUUGUAAUAAUUAGUAAAAUAAAAACAAUCCUAUAAACUCGAAUUUUGUGCAACACAAAUUUUAAAAAAAGGGUCAAGCUGGUGAAACCCAAAUUUUAACAAUUAGUAAGACAAAAAUUAACCUGUGAAGUCAAAAAAAUUUGUGCAUCACAAAAAAAAAAAAUCAAGUUGGUGAAAAACCAAAUCUGUAAUAAUUAGUAAAACAAAAAUUAUCCUAUAAACUCAAAUUUUGUGCAUCACAAAACUGACAAUUAGUAAAACAAAAAUUAACCUAUGAACUCAAAUUUUGUGCAUCACAAAAAAAAAAAGAAAAAGGGCCAAGCUGGUGAAAACUCAAAUUUAUGACAAUUUGUAAAACCAAAAUUAACCUUUGAACUCAAAAUUUGUGCAUCACAAAAAAAAAGGUCAAGUUGGUUAGAAACCAAAUUUCUAACAAUUACUGAAACAAAAAUUAAACUAUAAACCAAACAUGUAAGACCCUGCACUGGUUCUCAAAUGGUUAGGCACCUCAUCAAAUUUCGAAUUUUCGGAUUACAUGUAAGCUCCUUCACGAGUUGACAAUACAGUGGCCUACCACAAAGGAUAAGAAAGAUGAGGUUUUUACUUAUCAAGGGAGCCAAGGAGGAAUGACCUGAUCGUGCAUCAUCUAAUGACGGUGGAAGCCUUAAGCGUAGAGAAAUCGAAGAAGUAGACGAGAUGGUCAGAUAAAAGCAGCGCUGAAGGCAGAGGGUCUGCACCAAAACCCUAGCAUUCUUUCUUCGCUCAAAAAAUGUCGUUACUUGGGCGUAUGAACGAGAUCCGAAGAUAAACCCCAUGAGGAACUCUCGGUGCUCUCUUCGAAUGACCGAAUUGAGAAACGACCGAGCAUGGUUGAUUUUGCAACCCAAAUUCCGGAUUAAGAUAAGAAAAGACUGAACGGAUCGGGCUUGGCAAAAAGAUCGGGUUUCAAACCCUAACAACAAAUCCACGAAGGAUUGCGCUCUCAGAUGAAGAAGCAAGACGCCAUUCCCAGACUCAGGAUUUGGGAUUGCCGGGAAGCGGAGAAACCGCGAGAUUCGAGAGGGUAAGUCGGAUCAAGCAUGGUUUUUACUCUUCGCAUUACCACCCAGCAAUUGGUGAUGCAGGGUGGGGCUCGUAUCUGGAGAGACGUAGUUGCGGACUCGAUAACGAGCAAGCGAGUAGUUAUAACUUUGAGAAUAUUAAAGGGCUUGGAUGUGGCUCUAUUGGAUCAGAUGGACGGCUGUGAUUAGACAAGAGGGUAAUAGUAAUUUGUUUUUGUCCCUCCUCUUUAUCUAUUUAUGAAUUAAAGUGCCUAAAUGGUUCAGAAAAUGGAAGCACAAAGUAAAAAUAUGAAUAAGACCUCAAUAAUUGGAUUAGGAAAGCAUAAAAUGAAUAAAGAGUGAUAAUAGAUCAUGGGUGGUGAUCACCAUAUUUAUUUUUAAAACAUAUUAAAAUAGAUUUUUAUUAUAUUAAAUAACAUAUAUCGAAGUGGACUCAAACAUAAGACCUAUGACUUGUGUAACAAUACACUAAUCAAUUAGAUGUUGUUGAGACCAAGGUCUGCCAUAUCGAAUCGUACCGCCCGGUACGGGCGGUAUGUACCGGUCCGACAGGCUAGCGGUACGUGGAUCGCCCGAUACCGGUCCUCACUGUAGUAGUGAAUUGUAGCACUGUAGCAAUGCUACAGUGCUCGGGUGAACCUGAGUAUACCGCUCGGUACACCUGGGUGUAUCGCUCAGUACACCGUACUAUACCGGUACCGAGCCCAGGUCGAAAUACCGGUAUGGUACGGUAUUGCGAACCUUGGUUGAGACGAUCAUCAUAUUUAUUAUCUUCUUGCAAACAUUGGGUAUUUAAAUUCACUCAAUAUGAUCUUCUCCACAACUUAUUUUAACAUUAAACUUUAACCAAAACUAAUGUAUGUUUAAAGACACU